Molecule: messenger RNA, 2484 nt
Organism: Musa acuminata subsp. malaccensis (wild Malaysian banana)
Lineage: Eukaryota; Viridiplantae; Streptophyta; Magnoliopsida; Zingiberales; Musaceae
Product: probable mitochondrial adenine nucleotide transporter BTL3
Cellular component (GO): chloroplast envelope; mitochondrial inner membrane
Molecular function (GO): S-adenosyl-L-methionine transmembrane transporter activity
Source: RefSeq, a predicted model, not a curated record
CCCGCUACUUUUAUAUUGUAUACGAAGAAGAACACGCAGUCGCUCUCACAACCACACACGCAAAUCCACUGCAAUCUGAAUCGACGAUGCUGGUGUAGUAGUAUUCUCUUUGAUCCUUAUAGUACUUCGCCGUCAUAUAAUUUCGCAUCCUUCCAAUCCGCUACCAAUGACAUCUCCACUCAUACAUUGCGAGAAUCUCGCCAAAUUUCCACAAGAAACUGCAGAAUAAAUCCGUCUUCCCUUAUGAUGCUUGCUUGAGACACAACGCUGUUACAUGUCUCGAGGCCGAAGAUUUAAUCAAUUCUGCAACUUUAAUUGCUGGGUCACGGUUGAAGCAAGCUCACCUCUGUGGUCGUUCAGUUGUUGGUGUCCCUAGUUGUUUCUGAAGUCGUCAAACCUGUCCAGAGAUUAAUCUGAUUUGAUUCAGCUACCCAUUACUCAUCAAGAUGGCUUCUGCUUAAGGUCCUAAUAAUGGCAUGUUCUCAUGGAUGUGCAAAAAAUGAUAAAUCUUCAAGCAGAUAUCGGUGGGCUCCUCUGGAUGUUCAAUCUCAUGUGCCAAAUAAAAUUUCUCAUCAGAAAGAUGCCUCCAGAGCUCGUGCAAAGGGCAAUGCCCGAUCUGAGGCCAAAUCUCCCAUCCAACAAGCACGUACAUCAGAGUUCAUAUCAGCUGUUGCUGGAAUCUGGGAUUACGUUGCAGAUCCAGCAGUUUUCUACAGUGAUGAAAGCUUGAAAUAUCAUAACAUUCAUCAGAAAGAGAAUAUCAUAUGCUAUGUGGACAGGCAAAGAAAUCAUAAACCAGCAACUGCAAAAAGUGAAAGCUUUUGCUAUGGACCCAAAUCUUUAAGCUCUUCAUCAUCUGCAGUAAGAUCAAAUUUUGAGGAAUUAAAAUGGAUUAAGAAACAGUUACUGCUUCCUGCAUGUAAUAGAUAUGUAGGUCAUUCUUUCAUUUCGAAACAUGUCUGGUUAAGUGGUUUUCAUCCACAUGUAGGAAAUGAUAAGAUGUCAUGGAGCAUGACUCCUACUGUUAAAGCCAAAUUAUAUGAAAAGAUAAAUGAGAACUCCGCUUUGGAGGAUCUGAAAGAUGUUACAGGCCACAGUUCUAUUGGAAAAGGCAAGAAAACUCCAGUUCAAAUAUCCGCCAGUCAGGAUAAAGGAAAUUAUGUUAUUUCCGAAUGUAAUGAUACUUCUUCUGAUCAUUCAUUGAACACAGUCGAGAAAGAUCUGCACAUUCAAGGUUCUCAUUGUUCAACAUAUUCACUUAUGCCAAUGACAAUUAGAAAAGAAGCGGUUGUUGGAUUGAGAAACUAUGAUUCUAACCUUCAUUUGGGCUACAACUUUGAUUUCCUAACUUCAACUGAUUGCACAUGUGGACAAUGUCAACAAGCUAUCAGAGUUGUCUCUUCUUCACUUACUGAGGUUUCAGAAGUCCUUUCUAACCCCAGUGAUCAUAACAUUCACAGGAAUGAUAAAAGCUUUCCUCGGGAACUUUUAUGUGAACAACAGUAUACACUGAACGAUUGGAUCACAGUACAAGAUAAACUCAAAAAGGUAUUUGCCAAGAACAGACAUGCAAUUGCAGGAGCAUUGGCUGGAAUCAUGGUUAGCCUUUGUCUUCAUCCUGUUGACACAGUUAAAACUAUCAUUCAGGCUGAUGGCAUGGUUCAAAAGUCGGCCUAUUGCACACUCAAAAGAAUCAUAUCAGAAAAAGGUUUAUCAGGGCUAUACCGUGGGAUAGCUGCCAAUAUUGCUUCCUCGGCCCCAAUUUCUGCCAUUUAUACCUUCACAUACGAAUCAGUUAAGGGAACUCUUCUGCCUAUUCUGCCAAAGGAGUACCAUUCUUUUGCUCACUGCAUUGCAGGUGGCUGCUCGAGUAUAGCUACUUCUUUUGUCUUUACUCCCAGUGAACGUAUAAAGCAACAGAUGCAAGUGGGUUCACAGUAUCAAAAUUGCUGGAAUGCCUUUGUUGGCUGCCUUGAGAAGGGUGGACUGCCUUCAUUAUAUGCCGGGUGGAGGGCAGUUCUUUGUAGAAACAUUCCACACUCCAUUAUCAAGUUUUACACCUACGAAAGUUUGAAGCAGCUCUCUUCAAAGCCUGAAGGAGGUCUUAGCACAUCGCAAACUCUAUUAUGUGGGGGUCUUGCUGGAUCUACUGCUGCUCUUUUUACGACACCCUUCGAUGUGGUGAAGACAAAAUUGCAGACGCAAGCUCCUGGAACUCUUCGGAAAUAUAAUGGGGUUGGUCAUGCGCUUCAAGAAAUAGCUAGACAAGAAGGCUUGCAAGGCCUUUACAGGGGCUUGACUCCAAGAUUAGCUAUGUAUGUCUCCCAAGGAGCUAUAUUCUUCGCGUCAUACGAGUUCCUCAAGGCAGUUUUUGCUUUGGAAGCUCCCCAAUUACCUGCUCAGGUCAUUCACGACAAACAAAGAGCCGACAAUUCCACAUAAUUGAUGAACAGACUGCAGAUUUGAAUCGGAAUUCUUUGGCCU